Messenger RNA from Nomia melanderi (Alkali bee), 8618 nucleotides. RefSeq lists its product as uncharacterized. Gene Ontology annotation, molecular function: zinc ion binding; nucleic acid binding. The record is from RefSeq and is a predicted model, not a curated record. NCBI's taxonomy places the organism in Eukaryota, Metazoa, Arthropoda, Insecta, Hymenoptera, Halictidae.
CCUUUUUUAACGCGAGCAUGUGAACGGAUCUCGAGACUCGAAUUUUCGAUUCAGAACAUCUAGUGAGAAUUAGCAUACGCAGCAGGGAUAAUUGCGGAGGUUGAAUUUUAUUUUCGACGAGAAGAUCGUGUUGCUCGUUUGCGCGAGAUUUUUUAUGGACGCGUGGUUCGUUUAUUGGUGCUCGUCAUCUUCAUCCAUCGGUCGGUCGCGCCUGUCUCUGCUUGCUGCCGCGAAUGUGGAUACUUCACGGUGCGCCGUGCUGCUGCUGCUGCUGCCGCCGCUGUGCGUUUGAUGUGCUCAUCACGGCUAAUUGUCCUCGGAUUCUGACGAGACUUGCACAUUCGUGAACGGUUUGGAACUAGUUCGUUAUUGUGCCAGGCCCCGCCGUGAUUGUCACUUGAUAGCAACACCCGAGGCGCCAAAGCUGUCCGCAUCGGCGCUUUCUUCAGCCCAAGUGGUAUCAAUGUUGUCUGGCAAUGGUGUGUAAGGAGAACGUGGUAUCAUGGUUUGGGAAUCUGUCCAGUUAUAAACGUAUCGAUGUCAUGUGCACGUUAUUAAACAUGUGCCUGCCAUUUGAAGUUCGAUACCUUGGCACUUGUGUCGAGGAUAUUGGCAAGCGGGAUUACAAUGACCUCCGCGAUACGGAACAUCAUGCGAAUAGUGCCUCCGAUCUUGCUGAGCUGACAACGUUAGGAGUAGCAGAUAAACGCACAAGACGGAAACUUGCUCUCUACAUGGCAUUAUUACAUUCUUGUAAUUAUGCAUGUGCUGUGAUCUUAUACAAGAACCUGUCAAAUUUUGACUAUCAAGAGAUCUCUAACCUACUAAACGGGACCACCUUCACACCGGAUGACCAACCGCUGGAGGAACUGCUCUUACUGUAUACAAUGGCUUUAAAUCAUCCAGCAUUUACAUAUGAGCAGAAAAGUAUCUUUGGCAACAUUUAUAUAAAACUUCAAGAGGAGGAAUCUCGUUUGAAUCUUUCUAAAUCAAAUUCAUCAUACAAACAGGCACAAGGGUGUUCGCCAUGUAUGAGUACAAAUGAAAGAUUAAUGGACAAUGAAGUGCAAGGUAGUUGCUUGAUGGCACCUCCUCCAAUGCAAACUUAUCAUGGAGAUAUUGCAAUGAGAAAUAAUACCAUGGUAACUGGAGUCCCCCCUGGUCUAUCCAUGCCUCCACCUGGAUUGUGUUUACCAACACCAGAACAAAUGCCAAUUAGAUCGGGUGGUGGAGCACAAUAUCUUCAUCUUGGCUUUUCAUCGAUAAAUCAUAUGCCACCAUGGACAGGUCAGGUUAUGAUGGGGAAUCAAGUGAUGUAUCAUACUGGCGACAUGUUGGCUUAUCCACCUUCCCCCUUAGUCAGCCGUCAAUCGUCGCCAUCCCAGUCUCGAUCUCCUAGUCGCAGUAAUUCCCCAAUGGGUCGCAGGAAUAAUACAAUGCCACGGACCUCUUCGCAAGUGACUCAGUCUACUUCAAACACCUUAACGUCAACGAGUGCCUCUAACAGUCAGACAAGCAUCUCCAGUUCAAAUGCCAAUUCCCUCCCGCCACUUCCUGCACUUGGUACUAGCAGGAGUCAUCCUAGUCAACCUCCAUUGCUGCCAUCACGUUCUGUUCCCUUGCCAAUUAGUAGUUCUACCACUUUCUCAAGGCAUAAUACCAUAGAAAAUGCCUCUUCUACCUUAAUACCGGCAGCACCACAAUCUAAACAGCCACCACCACCACCACGAUUGAGGUCUUCAACUUCUGGUGACACAUUACGAGAAACACUAGGAAAAGAAAUGCCAAACUCCAAAGGCAACUUGCAGAAUUAUUCUCUUGACGAGAUUCGAAGGAUGAGCGAUGAAGAUUUGAGGGAAAUAGGAUUAACAACAAAUGCAGUGGGACAAUUACGAAGUAUAGUGAAGAGUCAAACUACUAAUGGUUUAAAUCAAAUUGCUAGUGACAAAAAAUUGGACAGUACUAGCAAUGCGACACAUGCAGCAGUAGAUUCAAUAGAAAAUGAGGUUAUGCCAGAGAUGAUGAAUGAUAAUGGAAAUCAAAGUAGUAAGUCUAUACCGUUACAGGAACAGCAUCCAGCGAUGCAUCAUCAUCAUAAUCAUGCAGCUACUCCUAACUUACGGCGAUAUCCUACUAUGCCACCGUUAGAACCCGCGCAAAUACAAAUGUAUCCUGCACCACCACCGAUGUAUGCUGCACAAAACGCACCGUGUUACGCCUGUCUUACAUUACCUGUUGCUGGAGUACAGAAUCGAUACUCAAGGUGCAAUGCGCAACAUGUGUAUUGUUUGACGCAGUUACAAGCCUUAAACUUAGAUCCUGAGAGCAGUAGGCAUUGUUCGCAGAGUAGUAGUUCUGACAGUACUGGUAGUAGGUCUCCGCCAGAAACUCCUCCAGCAGCACCGUGGGUGAGCGGAAGCGAGAGCAAUGCACCAUCAGUUACAGAUCACCUUAGCUCUGCACCAGUACAUUCUACCAGUGCAGUAUCACAUCCAGCACCUCAACAACCUAUACAAUCGGGCCCGGAAAGGCAACGUACUAGAAGAAAUCAGGCACAUGUGAUGCGUCACAAAAAUCAAAUGGUGAACGGCGGUGGACCACCGAACUUAUCACAAUGCGUUUCCUUUCCCGCACCACCAUCACAUUCGCAGGUCACGUAUCUGCCGCACGGUCAUUUCUCCACUUUGAGACCGAGUAGUGGUAUUUACUCUAAUUUCUCACAUGGACCGUAUGCAAGGCCAGCUUAUCCGACCACGUAUCAACCAAACGGUGAAAUGAUGUACCAGUAUCCUGGACAUCCACCUUCAGGGGGAACGCCCCCACCGCCACCAAAUGCUGCCGCAACACCUGUACAGGCACCGUAUAUACCACCUACUCCAGUUGUUACAUACGCACCAGCUGCCGUCCCACCAACGAAAAUCUCGUGUUAUAACUGUGGCAGUAGUAAUCACCUCGCAGUUGAUUGUAAAGAUCAAACAAUGGAGGACAUUACCAAAAAAGCUCAGUACCGUCUAGACUACAGCAUAAUGAAACAACCUGGAGAGUGCCCGAGUUCCGAUAAGUGAUCCCCUGCUACAGACCACUCAGCAAUUUACCACCAUCGUCAAUACCAUAAUUACUGUUACUAUCACUAUCAUUAUCAUUCCCAUUGCCACUAUUACCAUGACCCCGCCACAGUAAUACAACCCAAGGGCUGUUCAAAAGAUGACUACUAUCGCUCCUUGUGCAAGUUUUCGGUGAUUUUUGUAGACAUCCCUUACAUUCAGGACGACGAUUUUUUAACAGAGGACAUUUCGCGAUUCACGGUACCAGGUAUACUUUUUACAAGUUCUUAUUUAUGAUAGAAAUUAUUCUUAACUAUGAUUGUAAAAAGAUGUGUAGUCGUCGUGUACAAAGGGGAAAGAUAACUAAAGGAAGCAUAACGCAGCAUCCGAUGUUAUUAUCUAUGUUUUUAGAAUACACUUUGAAAGAUUUGUGUUAGGUAUUGACUCGCGUCUUUCCAACAAUACCUAUUGGGCUACUUACCCCCUCUCCCACCCCCACCCAUCUCUCUCCCUGUUUCUCUAGUACAUAGCCAUAAACGAAACGCAAAGAAAAAAAACUACGCAUUGUGCUCUGAUUAGGUGAAACUAUCACGUUUGACUAUAUUUAUCAUUGAUACUUUUACUUCUACUAGUAUGUCUACUAUCACUAUUACUACUAUUACUCUUAAACUAUUACUAUUACUUCUAUUAUCGCUACUGCGCCACGACGUUUUUAUGUGUAUAUAUUUUCUCAAUUCUUAUGUACGCAAUGUUUGAACGAAUGUAACUAAAAAAAAAGAAUAGCGAGGAUGAGAUAAAUGAAAAAAAGGGUUAGAAAGUAUGAAUGAUUAGUUGAAAGUAAGGGAGGGAGUGAAAGAGAGAAAGAAAGAAAGAGAAAGAGAGAGAGAGAAAGAUGUAAAUAGAUUGAGAGAAAGAAAGAAAGGAUGAGAGAACAACAAACCAUAAGUGUUCGAUCAUUUAGCUGCCGUUGCGCUCCUGUGUGUAUAAAACUACAAAUAUACGCCGCUCACCACUCAUUUAUUAACUUACGGAUAGUUAGCUAAGUAACAAGUAACUCAUUCUAUUUAUACAAAAUAGUCAUGCAAUCACGUGCAACUUAAGCAAUUUUAUACGACUUUUAUUGAUCGCCCAUCUUUUUUAAAUGUAAGCUAAUGUGUUAAAUGCGUUUAGAACCUUGUUAGUAAUUAAUGGAGAAUAAGAGGAAAAAACGGAAAAAAGGAAGGGAAGGAAAAUAACAAUUCGAAUAUGUGCUAGUGGUUAGGUGUAAGUGGAGUGGCAAUCUACGUUGUACUCGCCGCGUCAACAAAUUGCUGCUGCAUUUAAGCCGACUUGAAAUGACAAGAAUGUGACAUCUUUAGUGUGUGCUAAUCAAACUGUAUAUUAGAGUGAAUAAUUUGGCAAAAUUUUCGACUAGCCCCGAUAUCUACGAUGGUUUAUGCUGUUUAAUCAUAAGGUUCUCGUAAUAUGCACCUGAUCUAUGUCACGUAGAUCUUAGAUACCUAAUUAGUAUGGAAUGAAAAGCUAUACAAAAUGAUUGAGAAUGAAUAUGUGUGACUUCGAGUACGUAUGCAUUUAAAGAAACUUCCCUUCAAUAGUUUCCUGCUACAAAAAAAGUUUCCGAAGUGUUUCUUUCGGUUGGUAAUGGAAUCGUUUUCAUUUCGGCAGCUAGUUAAUAGCCACAAAACAGAAUUUUCGGAUAAGAUAAUACGAUUUGAGUCAAUGAUCGGGGCCGAAAGUUUGAUUUCAAGCAGUCAAUGAAAGUCGGAUGCUCAUGAUGUUUCUAUUAUAUUCGAUUGAUUUUUUAAAAUAUUUCUUCUGGAAAAGUGUGCUAUGAUAACGUUAGUUGUUAUAACGUGGAAAGUUUUUUCUAGACAAAAAGAGGCAGAAAAUUCAUUAAUUAAUUUACCUAUAAAAUUUUCAUAUGUAUGUUACACAAACUCUGUUUAUUUUUUCUAAGAAUCUUGAUAACACAUUUACUGGAAGCUGGUUCGGUCUUUAGGUGAUCUUUAGGGAAAGUGCCAUUUUUUUCUUCUUUUUUUUCGUGUAAAUAUCUAGCAUCUUUAUGUCGGUCUAUUAAACGCAAAGGUUGACAUUUAUUUUGUUACCAUUAGUAAAUAAAGGUUUCUUUAAAUCUAUCUAAGAAAAGUUUCGAAAAGUUUGGCUGUGACCGAUGAGAAAUUAUUGAAGCUCUAAAUAAUAACAUCUAUUCAACUUUGAACAUAACAAAAAAAAAGUAAAGUUUCUUCAUAUCUUUUAAGUGCUCAGUCCUCAAAUGUAGCGUCCAUGGGAAACGACAGAGUAACUCUUAAGCAGAAUUUAAACGAAAAAGUCUCGUUUCUAUUGUGUCAUAGAUGUAAAUGUGUUGCUUGACAAGAGCAAAAGAAUAACGCCAAGCUUUCAUAAAUUUCCUCAUUUCUUUCUAUUUCGACUUACAACACAAAAACUGUCCAGUAUAGAAGCCUGUCUUAAUUCAAGGGAAAAAGAGAACAAAGAAAUUAUCGAUUCGCGAACAAAGUCUAAAUUUGUGGGACAAACUUUAAAAAAAUGUAAUUGAAUGGAAUUCAUGUUUCCAGAUAAAUUUAAUUCUCGAUAUGAAAAAAUGUUAAUCUGUAAAUCGUUAUCGCAUAUAUCGGCAAUUUUGCAGGCAAUUAAAUGAAAUGGUAAUACAGCAAAUUUUCGAGCAGUAACAAAUUAUUGUUGACCAAGCGAUUAUACCUUGAUGUUAUAGUCAUGGGUAGUCGUGUUAUCGAAAGCAAUAGUAAUUCUUAAAAAGGCGCCACUUUAUUGCUGUUUGCUAACUGUUGACGUUGCAAUAGUUAAGAAGCGCUUUUCGCUAUAUAGUAUCAUUGGCAAUAAGAUGAGCGCGACUUUUCUUGUCUUAACUGUUAAGCAAUAUUUCUUAGAGUAACAUCAGCAUAGAUCCUUUCAGAGGAGUAUGAUUGUAUAGUAUUAAUGUUGUAAGUAACAUUAAAGGAAGUUCUGCACUUUCGUUGCUGACCAGCGAUUGUAUAUAAAAGGGAUAUCGCCGCUUUAGUGAUGUCAUGCCUAAUGACACGAUACGUAGUGCGAAUAUUAAUUUGACUGAAACAAUUCUGUUGGAAGGAAGUUUAACGAAUUACUGUUAUCAUUGUAUCAAUUACAGUUAGUUCACAACAUUUGAUUGAUUUUAGUACGCUUAUCCAAGCCAAUUCGAUAUUCUCACUUUAUGUUCUACAUCCGAAAAUUAUUCUCUUUCCAAAUUUUGCGUUCACAUGACACUUCUUUUUUAAGUAUAGUCAAUUGCACGUUCUAAUUGCCAUUGAAAGAAAUAUUGAGAAAUAUAAGUUGUCCUCGCACAUGGGCUAAACCACAUUUUUAAAUUGUCAUAAGCUAAACCGAAAUUUCAUUAGGUAAAAUUAAAUGGUGUCAUAUGUUAUCUCUGCGUGUUUAAACGGAAUUAUAUAUUUGUACAUUUACGAAUUUGCAAACAAUAUUAACCACUUAAUCUACGAUCUAUGUCAUAACUGCACCACCCAGAAUUACUUUGUUAUUAAUAAUUUACUAGAAACAAAGGGGAACUUCACAUUUUUUUAUAUUCACUUUUACUUUAAAGUGUAAUAGUUGAUAACAGAAAUAUAAAAUUUGAUUUGGACUCAGAUGAAUCUCAAUUCUCUUGAGUCCAAAUAAAAUUUUAUAUUUCUGUUGUCAACUAUUUUACUUAGAAAGUUGUAAUAGAAAGAUUUCAAAUUGAAAUUAAAUAAAUAAAUCUCAGUUCUCUUACUUAAUUUCAAUUUGAGUCUUUCUCGCGAGUUUGAAACGAUAUUGUAUGGCAAGGGGUUAAGAUAACUGUAGCGAGGGUUGAUUUGUUUCAAAGAUAUUCCAAUUUCAACAGUUUACAUGUACUUCAACGUUUCUCCUAUAUCUAGAUAAAACGUACCAAUACAAUAUUGAAGCUUAAAUAUAUUUAUAACUACUUCAUUUUUUACGCAAGUACCUUAAUAACUUCUCAUAAAGGUAAAAGGAAGAUGCAUAAAUUGGCAUGAAAAAAUUUGCACGAAAAAUAUAUAAUUCCGUUUAAAUGAGUAGAGAUGAAAUCUUUGGACCGCCUCCACAUUAGGAGCAGAUACAUUAAUCAGGCGAUGCAUUACUUAAGACUGUUUAAUUUCUGCCUAAUGAAAUUUUUGUCUGGUCUCUGAGGUUUUGAAAAUGCGAUUUCGCUGAUUUGCGCGUGACAUCUUGCGUAAAAUUCUUUUAUACUACAACAGAAAUUAUAAAACUAUCUCUCAGUUAUUUUCAUCGGCUGAUGCAUCGCGAAAGUGCUGCGCGAAAUUAAAACUCCUUUGUUGAACGACAACUAUGCGCAAUUAAAAGCUAGCAAAAGAUGAUUCUAAACGAGGCCGAUAAGGGACUCGUGCUAGAUGCAGUCGAUACGUUGCAUUGUUGUAAGGUUCGGGGAUAAAAGUUCAAAUUCUCUUGAUCAAAUCAGUAUUAUACCUAAACGAAUCAAAAAGUCAAAGAACCAUAUCACUUGAACGGGAAACGUAGGAAAGAACCGUGAGAGAUUAAUAGUAGUAAUAAUUGUAAUGAAAUGAUAAUACUGAUAUUAAUUAUAGUAAUAAUAGUAAUGGUAAUAUUUUAUAUUCGUUGCAAAAUAGAGAUGUAAAAUUUCUGGAAAGAUUGGAUCAUCGAAUAAGUUGUUUCUCAUUUUCUCGGUGAAGAUCUCGACGAUCAAUUCAAAAACAGGAACGAAAAAAAAAUGAAAAAAAAAGAAAAGAUGAAUUCGGAUGCUAUCCGUAGACGCAUCUUAACGUGCAAACUUUAAGUUCGGUUUUCAUUUGUUAUCUCACGAUUGGAUUUCAGUUUCAGCAACGCGAUCGUUUUAUGCCGCUAAUUUCUAUUAACACCAGCUAUCCAUCACUCGUCAAACGUUUUUAUUCUCGCUGUCGAUCAGUACCGAUGAUAAAUCCCGACCGUUCAUUUUUCUUCUCCCCGUGACACUGUUGAGAAACGAAAUUCACGUAAACAUAAUAAUAAAUUCUAAAGUACAAGUAAUUAACUGUCGUUUAAUUAUAAAGAUUGAAAUACUUUAAGAGCUCAAUUAUUUUUGGUAUACAUUCGUGAACGAUACGACCUACCACUUAUAUUGUAUCGGCUAGGGUGUUCGUAACGGGACUUGACAUUGCGUUCGAACGCGAUAACUUUCUCGAUAGUUUACAUCUCUAGCGUUUGAGAAGGGCGAUGUGGCGGUUCUCGCGCGAGAAAAAGAACGAGAAGACAAAAGUGUAACGAACGAAAUUACGAAGACGAAGAGAGAGAGAGAGAGGGUGACGCCAGAGAAAUAUGUAGUAGUUUCUUAACGGAGGGCUAGAGCCACGGUGUAUCUGUUUUUCCUUUUGUUUUCCGAACGUUUUGUGGACAUACAGGGGUGUAAUUGAGCAGCGUGCUAGGAUUGUACAGAACACCAGUAUAAAACCAGCGGAUAGAAAACGAGAGAAAGAAAACGAUAUAUGUUCUAAACGAAAACACGCAUAUGAAACGAGACACCGAUCUGCGGAACGUAAAACGAAUACACGUACACAUACACACGCGCAUACA